Vanrija pseudolonga is the source of this 2380-nucleotide messenger RNA. RefSeq names its product Transport protein particle subunit trs31 (gene trs31). Gene Ontology annotation, biological process: endoplasmic reticulum to Golgi vesicle-mediated transport. The record is from RefSeq and is a predicted model, not a curated record. Lineage: Eukaryota; Fungi; Basidiomycota; Tremellomycetes; Trichosporonales; Trichosporonaceae. Bases 22 to 777 code for a protein of 251 amino acids. Gene Ontology annotation, cellular component: TRAPPII protein complex; TRAPPI protein complex; TRAPPIII protein complex. The transcript has 6 exons.
CCUCUCCAACCCCCACCCACCAUGCCGCCAGCAUUACCACAGCCACCAGCAAGCGCGACCGGGCAGGGGAUGUACCCGUACAGCGCCAACACGUCGACGAGCACGGUGUCGCAGACGCCCCGUUCGGUGCGCGACUCGCGCGCGUCGCCUCACCCGGCAGCAGCACCAGCGCAGCACCUGCAACAGCCGCCCGUGAACGAGGCCAACAUCCUCGACCGGCAGUUGAACCGCUCGCGCGGGGCCGAGGUGUCGCUCUCGGCGUGGUCGUUCCUGUUUGCCGAGAUUGUCGCCUACUCCCAGAGCCACGUGGACAGCGUUGCGGAUCUCGAGAAGCGCCUCACAAGUCUGGGUUACGAGGCGGGCCAGCGUGUUCUCUCGCUGCUGCUGUUGAGAAACGCCCAGGCUGCCGGGAUGAAGGACCCGCGCCGCGAGAACCGGUUGAUCCCCAUCCUCCAGUUCGUGCACACCCAGGUGUACAAGUACUGCUUUGGACGGCCGGCCGACGGCCUCGAGCGCAGUGUCGAGGGCGAGGAUGAAUACAUGAUCACGAUGAACCAGCCACCAUUGACGCAGCACAUCUCCAUCCCCAAGGACAUGUCGCAGCUGAGCUGUGAGGCGUUCACUGCGGGCAUUGUAGAGGGCGUGCUCGACGGACUGGAUGUGCCAUCGCGCGUCACAGCACACACUGUCGUCACGGACCAGUAUCCCCAGCGGACAGUCAUCCUCGUCAAGCUGGACGCCCGGGUGAUGGACCGUGAGGCAGGCCUGUCAAAGUAGUCUGCCUAUGGUCGCUAUGCAUGAGUUAUGUGUGAUGCAAUGUUGUAUUCUAACGGCUCCUAAAUGCUGAAACGGCAAUGCUGACCAGCCCAACCACUGUGGCUCCAGCCACGGCUCCAGCGACACCCGCCGCUCCCAGGUCGCGUUCGACCGUCGGUGGGGAAAUGCGGCCCAGCUGGGCAACAAUCCACGAGAGCAGCUCCGACUGUUUUGACGAGCUUGGGGCGGCGGCCGACAGCUGUUCGAUGGGCGACAGGGUCGUGGCCUCGCUGGGUGUGGGCGACGGCUUGACCUCGGAUUCUUCAGUCUGCUGGGACGCAGCUGCUUGUGGUGCCUCGGCAACAACUUCGGACUCUGUUGUCGGGGAGACAGUCGCAACGGCGGCGGCGGUGGCCCCUGUGGUGGCCGCGGGAUCCAGCUUCGCCACAGCAGCAGACAAAUGGCUGAUCUCGCUCUCGACGCGCGACAUCAUGCCCGACAUGCGCUCCUCCAAGCCCCCUACGAGACGGCGGCGUUUCCACGGCUCGACAAACGCGAUCGCGCCAACAAAGACGAUCAGGUUGGCAGCGAGGGCGAUGAGGCCGGCCCAGGUGGACACGCUGCGGAUCUUGUCGCUCCAGACCUGUUCUUCGUGGUAGCGCUCGAGAAUUGACUGCAUGAGCGAGGUGAAGGCCUUGUCGACGUCGAUCUCGGACUUUUUGAGCUGCUCCGACGUCGUCGUCACUGCAUGCCUCGAGGCAUGGUCGGACCUGACGAGCGACGUGAAGUUGGCAACGUCGCUGUCGCUCCACGAGUGCUUCCGUUCGAGCAGAGCAUUGACGCUCUGCUGUGAUGUCGCACGGGUGGAGACGGCCUCCUCGUAGUCUUUCUUUGCGACGCGUGCCUCCUGGCGCCUGGAACUGAGGUCGUGUUCUUGGUCCUUGACAGCCUGCUUUAGCAGCUCGACCUCGCGGUAUCCUGUCGCCUCGUUGACCUUGAGGCCAAGGAAAGUCAGGCCCUUGUAUGCAUUGUCGGCCAGUUCACGGCUCUUCUUGUCCAGUGACUCCUUCCACUCGUUGAUUCGAGCCUGGUAUUCGCCGUUGGGGUCGAGACGGUCGAGGGCCGAUGAGCUUCCUCCAGUGGGGGUGGUGGUCGUGCCAUUGUCAGGAGGGCUUGGGUCGGGGCUGGAGUCGGGACUUGGGUUGGGACUUGGGUUGGGGCUGGGGUCGGGGCUCAAGUCGAGAGUGCUCGGCCGAGAGGCCGCAGUCACUGGCUCACUGCCGUCGCCGAGUGGGAUUGCGACAUCGCUGAGCAGAGGAAGCUCGGACGGACUUGGACUUGGACUGGGGUCUGAUGGGAGUGAUGGAGACUCUGGUGCCUUUGCCGGGUCUGCAUCCGAACUUGACGAACUUGGAAAUGAAUGUGGAGGAGGAGGGGUAGGGAGGGUCGAGUACUGUCGAGCCAGGCCACAGCGCGUUACAAGGUUUCUGGGGCCGAGCAAGAGGGAUCGGUGCCGGACGAGGAGGGCCAUGGCAUACCGAUGCCGUCGUGUUUGCUCCUGUGUUGUUUACGCGUGUUUUGUUUUUGUUGCCUUGGCGAUGGGAACGCGAGCGAGCGAGACGAG